AUGGCCUCUUCCACUCCUCGCAAGUCUGUUAUCGUCACUUUUCCUGAGGGAACUCCGGACUCGGUGGUAGAAGACGCCAAACAGGCGAUCAAGCAAAAUGGGGGCACUAUCACCCAUGAAUACAAGGAUUUGCUGCGGAAGCACCCGCGAGCGCUUUGGACAGCGUCAGUGCCCUUGGGUCAGAAUACCCCGCCGCCAUUGAGGAAGACCAGGUGGUUACCAUCAACGACCCCGUUCAGUAAAUAUCUCAACGCGGGCAAAUAUGAGCAAUGA
Molecule: messenger RNA, 273 nt
Organism: Uncinocarpus reesii 1704
Lineage: Eukaryota; Fungi; Ascomycota; Eurotiomycetes; Onygenales; Onygenaceae
Exons: 3
Coding region: 1-273 (90 amino acids)
Source: RefSeq, a predicted model, not a curated record